AGUAGCAGCUCUUGCCCAAGUCGGGUCAGCACCUCGCGCCAGUAACUGAUCAAGCCCAGGGUUCGCCCCGACUUGCCCCGGGGAUCUUGUCGCAUACGUGGAUGCGCAUCGCUGUGGUCACCUGCAGUGGGCGCGAGCUCGCGGCGCUGGAUGCCGACCCGUCAUGGCGGUUGCAGGACGUGCUCGCCGCGAUCGCCGAACCAGCCAGCACGCUUGGCUUCACUGGGGUCGGCGGGCCAAACGUGUCUUUCUGGGAGACGUCGAGCUGCGUGGGAGCACGACGCUGGCCGAUAUCGGAGCUGCGGACUGCUCCGACUUGACCGUGGUGGCCUCGCCCUCUCCCCUCGUGGCAUCUGGGUCGCAGGACGGGCUGGUGAGGAUCUGGUCCGCGGCCUCGGGCAGGUGCCUGCGCACGCUGCAGGGCCACCGAGGCCCCGUGCGGUCCGUGGGCUUCUCCCCCGACGGGCAGCUGGUGCUGACGGCCUCGGAGGACUGCACGUGCAGGCUCUGGUGCUCUGCCUCCGGGGAGUGCCUGCGCACGCUGGAGGGCCACCGGGACUGGGUGAGAUCCGCUGCCUUCUCGCCCGACGGGCAGGAGGUGCUCACGGCCUCCGACGACCGGACCGCGACGGUGUGGUGCGCUGCGACGGGGGAGUGCUCGCGCUCGCUGGUGGGGCACCGGCGGGCAGUGAUGUCCGCGGUGUUCUCGGGUGACGGGCGGGAGGUGUUGACUGCCUCGGACGACGGGACUGCAAGGAUCUGGUCGGCUGCUGCUGGGCAUAGCCUGCGCACACUGGAAGGCCAUCGAGGUUUUGUGAAGUCUGCAGUGUUCUCCCCGGUUGGGCGGGAGGUGCUGACUGCUUCUUCUGACGGGACGGCGAAGAUCUGGUCCGCCUCCUCGGGGGAGUGCCUGCGCAGCCUGGAGGGGCACAAAGACGUCGUGCGGUGCGCCGUCUUCUCGCCCGACGGGCGGGAGGUGCUGACCGGCUCGGACGACAUGACGGCGAAGGUGUGGUCGGCCGCUGCCGCAGAUUGCCUGCGCACGCUGGAGGGCCACUCGAGCUUCGUGCUCUGCGCCAGCUUCUCGCCGGACGGGCAAACGGUGCUGACGGGCUCGGCGGAUGGAACAUCACAGAUCUGGUCCGCCGCUUCCGGGGAGUGCCUGCGCACACUAUCUGGCUGCCUGCGGUCAGCCCCGCCACCGAGCCGGCGC
This is a messenger RNA of Prorocentrum cordatum, 1213 nucleotides long. Lineage: Eukaryota; Dinophyceae; Prorocentrales; Prorocentraceae. The record is from the annotation of a GenBank genome assembly.